Messenger RNA from Cryphonectria parasitica EP155, 2541 nucleotides. RefSeq lists its product as uncharacterized. Gene Ontology annotation, biological process: deadenylation-dependent decapping of nuclear-transcribed mRNA; P-body assembly. NCBI's taxonomy places the organism in Eukaryota, Fungi, Ascomycota, Sordariomycetes, Diaporthales, Cryphonectriaceae. Gene Ontology annotation, cellular component: P-body. The transcript has 2 exons. The record is from RefSeq and is a predicted model, not a curated record. The coding region runs from base 1 to 2541 and encodes 846 amino acids. Gene Ontology annotation, molecular function: RNA binding.
AUGUCUUUCUUCGGCUUCGACACGUCGGGCCACAACAGGGCCGCGCCUGGGUUCUCCCAGGGCAACGAUCCUUUCGCUGGUCUCGGUCAACAGGAAACUGGUGGAGACACUGUCGACUUCGAAGACACAUACGAUGGCCUAGGUGAUCAGCUCGAGGAAGCUGGUGACGAGCUCAACGAUGACACCUUUGGCGGCGAUGCCGGUCCAAGCGGCGGUGCUGUCGGCAAAGACUUCGACUUCUUCGGCCGAACUGCUCAGGUCUCUGGUGCCAUCGACGAGGAGCACCUUCUGUACAGUCGCAACCAACCCGCUCCAAGGGCCGUCCCCGCAGCCCCAGCUCAGACCCAGCCUAUGGCAUCCUACGGAUAUGCCCAGCCAGCUUACAGACCUGUGCGAACGGGAUACGAGAAAUAUGAGGCGCAGAAUUCCAGCAUGGAUCUACAGGUCGACCCUACUCUGUGGGGUGUAGCUCCCACGCAGCCCUCGCCCGCUUCUGCCCAGGCCGCUCCGGCCCCCGCUCCAAAUGCUGGUCGCAAGGUUAUGAGCUUGGAAGAGGUCGAGGCGGCGAUGAGGGCGGAGGCACAGGCAAAGAGACAUGCUGCUGCGCAGGCCCCUCCGCAGCAGCCUAUGCAGCAACAACCUCAGAUGCAACAUCCAGCUCAGGGAGGCUUCGAGCAAAAUGAUUUCUACGCCCAUCCGAAUCGUAUCGAGCAGCAUCACGCCCAUGUCACGGACCACCAGCAGCAGCCUGACCAGGCACCUCAGUACCCUAGCCCGGGCCAUCCAGUGCAGAUACUCCAGCGGCCUCAGUCCAACUCUCAGCAGGCUCAGCCGCCCAUGCCAAACGUCCCGAGUCCCAUGCUCCAGCAGCACCAGCAAGCUCCUCAGCAGAUUCAACCCACGCAGAUCCUGCAGAAUCCCAACCGCAUGUCUGGCGACGCCGCUCGCAUAGGCCCUCAAGGGUACCCGACGCAUCCUAAUCAUCAGUCUCAGGCGUCCCUGGGCCACCAACCCAUCAUUACCCACCCGGCACAAUUGGCUCAGCUCUCUGAUACCGAGAAGGCUGCUUAUCUUGAGCAGGAGGCACGAAGGGCCAAGCGCAAUCACAAGAUCUUCCUUUUGUCUCGUGAUAACGGCAUCAUGACGCCCCAUGACAAGAACUUCAUCACCCGAAUCCAGCUCCAACAGCUUGUCGCGGCGACAGGCAACCCGGCUGAUCACGGCACCGACGAGGCUCUCGCAGAAGAUUUCUACUACCAGGUCCAUAAUCAGAUUCGCGGUGGUCAGCGCCAGAACCCCAGCCAACCGCUGAAUAAUUUCGCGCAGACCUACUUAUACCAGACCGGCAAUCGACAAGGUGGUAACCGUCGUCACCGUAAUGGCCCUGAGAACCACAUGCAGCGCAUGGAGCAGCAGGUCCAGCGAGCCGUAGAGGCAGCCAAGAACAAGCCCAAGAACUCCCAGCUUGUGAUUGAGGGUAGUCUCGGAAAGAUCUCUUUCAGCAACGCAAAGACUCCAAAGCCGCUUUUAAACAUCAAGCGGACCGAGAGCAGCGGUGAUGCCAACCGUCAGCCUACCCCGCAUAAGACGCACAGCCCUGGCUCUGGCUUUAACAAGAAGGCAGUGCUCGCUGAUGUUGAGAAGGUCUACAACACACUGAUGAAGCUGGAGGAUCACGAGCGCUUGAUGCCGCCACCUGUGGCUGACGAGGGCAACACGGAGCUGAUUGAGCAACAUGUUGCUUGGCAGGAGACGAGCCAGAAACUCAACGAGAAGCUUUGGCGUGAGCUCAAGAUUCACGAGCCCGUUCCCGCCGGAGCUUCCAUUCAUCCUUUCAUUGCGAUGUUAGAGACUGCCAAGGGCAAGAAGGCUUUGACACGCGUCUUCCGACACGUCAACCUCGAGCAGCGCACUACGAUUCUUACGAUCAUCAUUGUGAAUCUCGACAAGUUUGAUGUUGUUCGACGCGGUUCAGUCACUGACGGGCACAUUAACCUCGACGCUAAGCUCCGCGAGGACAUUGAGCUAUUCAGCGUCGCCGUGUGCAACACACUGUUUGUCUUUAUGGGAGAACUAGGUCUCGACAUGAUCACUGGGAUACUGGGUCUCUUCUGCUCCGAAGUCAACGUGGACCUCGUCGCCAGAACCCGCGUCGGCGUGAGCUUCUUGACCAUGAUCCUCAGUCGUGCAGAGAUCAUGAUCCAGACGGCUGGCGGUCGAGAUGCUAUCCGGACCCAGGACGGUGGUGCAUGGGAGCGCAACUAUUCAAACUUCUUCAACCAGCUGGAGCCAACACUUCCACACGUCUUCCCUGGCACACCCGCAUCAGGCGAGGAUGGCUACGUGUGGCAGCUCCUAGCAGCCCUUGGUAUCGGUGCCAAUGCGGAGCAGCAGCAGCGCCUUGUCGUCGCCGUCAAGGAUCGUGUGCUCGGAACUGUUGAAGUUGCCAAAACUCUGCCGCAAGACCUUGCAGUACAGCGCCUUGCUAAUGUCAACCUGUUCAUGCAGGCCAUCGGCCUCGACGUGUCACUCCUCGGGUAG